GCUGCUCGCUGGGCAUUCUUCACGAUGGGGCUCACCCGGUCGGGCAGUGAUGUCGGUGGCCGCCGGCGACAGCGGCAGCGGCAGCUGUGGACUCUUCUCGUUGUUCUGUUGAUCCUUCCAUGUUGCUCAGCUGAAACGACCAAGACAAAGUCUAGAGCCCCCCCGACAGUGGCGCCUGAGACCGUCGUGGAGUCCAAUGAGGGCGCGUUUGCCACCAUCAUGUACGACUUUGGCGAGGACAGCGAGGCACUGCUGCUAGCUACGCGUGUGCUUAUGCGUAGCAUCAAAGAAUCCAAAACCAAGUACCGUCGCAUGGUGAUUGUACCGCAGGACGGACUUUUUGAGAGCAGCGAGCAAGCACUCAAAGGAGACGACCCGGACCUGGAGAUUGUGCACACCAACAUCCCCAAUGUAUUCGGGCACAUGCCACUGACCGACCACCGUACGCAACUGCUACAUAUGCGCAACAAGCUCGUGAUAUGGGACGACCCGCAGAUCUCAUCGCUCAAGCGCGUCGUGUACCUGGACCCGGAGAACCUGGUACUGCGCAAUCUGGACGAGAUCUUCGCGUGUCACCAGUUCUGCGCUGUAGACAACGGUCAGUCAGUCGUGUACUCCAAUGGACUGCUAGUCAUCUCCCCCGACAGUAUCGCAGCGAGGAAUUUGUACUCGGAUGCCAUCGAUGGCUUCAUGAUCACUGGCCGUGAGUACAAUUACAUCGGUAUCAUUCAAGGUUUCAUGCCUGGACUUUUCGAGGCAUUCGAGGAGAGUCCGUUGUUUUUCCUAGGAUGGGAUGAAGAUGACAAUGGCGAAGACAGCGACGGAGCGGAUGAUGGUGAUGAUGCAGUGGAACCAGUAGACGCCUCUGUCGUCCACCGCUUGCCUUUCUACUACAGCAUCAACCACAUGGUCUUCUAUGAACGCAUGAACUGGGAUCUAUAUAAAUGCAAGGACAAGAACUUAGCAAAGGGAGAGAUCCCUGGGCCUUUACUGAGCUACAAGUACAGUGGCGCUACAGUGAAGCCGUGGUUCUGGCUGCCGUACACGUACUUCCAGGUGUUCUGGUACUGGCAAGAUGUACGUGCCCGACUGGGAGAAGACCACUUCGGUCACUUUGUAGGCAAAGUCGUGUCGUUUCUGGUGAUUUUCGCCUUCAUCUGGUUCGCCUACAUCUCCCUCUGCUUGAAGCUGUUCACGGAGCCUAAUGGACGACCACGUCGCUUGUCAAGCUGGGGACUACCCACUCCUGGCAACGCACAGCCACUAUCUAUCGACGUGUUUAACUCGCGUGUGGUGCGGCGAGCCUGUCAGUUUUCUUGCAGCGCGUUGUAUGCUAUUGCAUCCAUGCCAUUGGUGUCAAGCGUCUCCAUCGUCGUUCUCAUUACUUAUUGUAGUAUCCAGGCCAUCCCCAUCACGAUGCAGCCCUCGUACGCAGGGAAACUCUGGGUCAUUGUACACGACCUGAUGUUGACUACCGUAUUGCUGAUAUUCGCGGUCGCACACACGUUACGCACUGCUCAAUGGAAGAAGGACGAGGUGCCGGCGACGUCAGACAUGCUGCUGGGUGGCAUCUGGUGGUGUGUUAAGAAGCUGCCACUGCUCAUGCUAGCGCAGCUUCAGUUCCUGUACAUGAUUGGCCGUACCGAUUGGUUCCAGAACCCCGUGCUGCGUCCUAUUAUGACCUUCCUCUCCUUUGCGAUCGCCGCCACUGUGGAAGGUCGAAUUCUUGUUGUUGAGAUGCACCGUAUCACGAGGAACUGAUCGUCGAGCGUUAUGAGCACUUGCCCAUUAUACCUAGGACAUUUAGCCACUCAGGACGAAAGACACACCUGCUAAUUAU
Molecule: messenger RNA, 1840 nt
Organism: Phytophthora infestans T30-4
Lineage: Eukaryota; Oomycota; Peronosporomycetes; Peronosporales; Peronosporaceae
Exons: 1
Coding region: 274-1761 (495 amino acids)
Molecular function (GO): glycosyltransferase activity
Source: RefSeq, a predicted model, not a curated record